AUGUCAGAAAAUCCCACAUCUGGCAAGACCUCUGUGAAAAGUCCAAAAACCUCAGCAAAGAAACAGAAGGGUGAAAAGAAAGCUAAGAAAUCUCCAAAAGGAAUACAAACACAACUUGGUGAAAAAGAUGAAGUUGAUCUUUCUAUGGCUAGUAUAGGCCACCCUGAAAUCUUUCCUUUAAUUUUCACUACAAAGACCCAAGAAAUUUUUAAUUGCCGAAUUGGUGAAGAUGUCACAGAAAAAAACUGUUUCAAACUUAUUAAAAAAGAGGAUAUCAUUCAGGACCUGAAAACAGCUGCAAUUUCUGAUUUCCACCCUGUCAAAAAAGUUGUCCUAGAAUAUCCAGGGGAAGAACUUCUGGUAGUUUUUGAUGCAAAGUUCCAGUAUGGACAGAACUUUUACCUUGUUGCUUCUGAGGAAGCCAAGGAAAACAUUCUGAAGCCUCCAGAAACUGCAGAAGAAAAAGAGGAAGAAAAAGAAGAAAAUAGAGAGGAAGCUCUGGAAGUCCAGCCUUAUAAACCCCCUGUCCAGAAACCUUGGGUUUCUCUUGGCAGCGAAAGGGAAGUUGAAGAAGAAUCUGUUAAAGAGACUGCUCCAAAGAUUAAGUAUAUGGUUUCUCGGGUACAGAGGAGGUUUGGUGCACCACUUACAUUGACUGAUAGGAAUGCUUCCCAUGUAGGAGACAGUUACGUUGAAUGCACACCCUACCAAGACAAAACGUUCAUUAUUAAAGUGCUUGAAAAUGAUGUGGGUGUACAAAUAGUUCCCAAAGUAAGAGAAGCUAGUACUCAGACAAAAUGGACCUAUCCAAAAAAUGCAGCUACGCAGUAUUUUCCUAGACAGUUGUCAAGUGAAGAGAAGGAAGAAAGUCUGUCAUCUAAGAAGCUGAAAGAUUUUCUUACAUCAGUACAUUUAAGAAUGGAAAUUGCAUUGCAGCAAAAUGAAAUUAUGAAUCCUUUUUUUGAUGACUGGAAGGCCCUAGCAGAAGACGAAAGCAGCUCUGAUGGCAAACCAGAUGUUUAUCUUAAAGCAUACCAAUCAUUUACAGAUCUGCACUAUCUCAAGAACAAAACUAUUAGCUGUGUUUGCUGGCAUCCAACUAUUCAUGGGAUUAUAGCAGUGUCAGCAAGAGAGCAGCUUUCUUAUGAGGAGCAAGUUAACCUGUCUGAUAAGUCAUUGCUGCAGCAGCCAGUAAUUGUUUUUUGGAGUUUUUCUGACCCUGUCCACCCUCAGUUAAUGUUGGAGUGUCCUCAAGACAUUUACUGCUUUCAGUUCAGGCCAAGUGAUCCAAAUAUCAUUGCUGGUGGCUGCGUCAACGGACAGGUUGUGCUGUGGGAUAUUUCUGAACAUGAAGAAAUGCUGCAAAAUGCAAAAACUGUUGCUGAUGGAAUCCAGGUAACAGCUGUCAAUAUGGCGAAUGCUUCUGUUCUAAAUGUACUCUCUUGCCUUAUGAAGCCUAUCAAAUACAUACAGCAAUUGUUGCUGAAUGUAAUACUGAAAGUUAUUCUGGAAGUUUAUGAACAGAAAGAAAAGCCAUCGCUUAUGCAAGUCCAGCAGAGUAGCAGAGAGCCACCUCUAGUGAGACACUGUGCAAUCUCUUCCAUACAGUAUAGUCAUAAAAAACCAGUAACAGAUAUACAUUGGCAACCAGAUUGUUCUGAGGACCACCAAAUGGAUGCUACUCUUGAAAACAAAGCUGAAAUUUGCAUGCAGCUUGUAACCUGCUCCCCUGAUGGCUCAAUAUUAUUUUGGGAUAUUCCAGCCACCAAACUUCCUCAGCCACCUUCAUCUGGGAAAACAAAAGUCAAGGAAAGUUUGUAUAUGCCCCCUGAUGUUCCAGAUACUUCUAAGCACCUAGAUUUCUGCUGGAAACCUCUCAUAAAGAUAAACCUGUGUGAAAGUGAUAUCAACAGAGAGUACAGUCCCACCAGAAUUAGCUUAAGGGAACUGCAUUAUCGUUACAAAACCUCAGAGAAGAUGCAACCCCUCAACAUACUACAGCUACUUGCCAAAGGCAGCCCAUAUACAGAGAUGAAUAUUUCUUCAAGCAAGAAUCUGAAAGUGCUAGAGAGUAUAUCCACUGACUUUUUUAUUGGAACUGAAGAUGGAGAAAUUGUUUAUUCUGACUGGAAAGUGGAAAUGGAUAGUGACUCGGCAAAACCAAAGCACACUCAGGAAUACAUCAUCCACACUGGAACCAUCAACACUCUCCAGAGAUCUCCGUUUUUUAAGGACACCAUUCUAAGCAUUGGAGGACGGAAUUUUGCCAUUUGGAAAGAAGGCAUUAUGAAUGGACCAAUCCUCCAGUCAAGCUGCUCUACAGGAAGAAACACUGCAGGACACUGGUCCUUGACAAGACCAGGAGUUUUCUUCAUUGGCAGAGACGAUGGAAACAUAGAUAUUUGGGACUUAAUGAAGAAAACUUAUGAGCCAUGUCAUAUCCAGAACAUCUCCAAAUCAGCAAUCUCUUUCAUCAGCCCCUGGAUUGGCUCACCAAUGCAGCAUUUCUUAGCUGUUUCUGAUGACCUUGGAGUACUGCAUGUUUUGGAGAUUUGUCAGACACUAAUUUACCCUUUAAUCCAUGAGCUUGCCAACGUACUUGAUUAUUUUGAAAGAGAAGCCAGAUAUCUGAAGUACCGUGAAGAAGAGUUUUUAGAGCAUCAAGAGUCUCAACCCAAAACAGAAUUGAAACGGAGCCGGAAACACAGAGAGAGAAAACAGUAUGUUAUACUUGGAAUUGAAAAAAACAAAACCUUCUUUAUUCCCUUGGAGUAUGACUGCUCUACAGAAAACAGAAGAAGAGAAGAGAUGAAGCAGCAAGGAAGUGCAGACUAUAUUGUGUUCUUUGACCUGGAGAAGCAGAUUCAGGUGGAUUUAGGUCUAGUAAAGGGACAAGGAAUACUUUCCUCAUCAGAUGUUUAG
Merops nubicus (carmine bee-eater) is the source of this 2922-nucleotide messenger RNA. It is a transcript of the gene DNAI3, whose product is annotated as WD repeat domain 63. Gene Ontology annotation, cellular component: inner dynein arm. Gene Ontology annotation, biological process: cilium movement involved in cell motility; inner dynein arm assembly. The record is from RefSeq and is a predicted model, not a curated record. Lineage: Eukaryota; Metazoa; Chordata; Aves; Coraciiformes; Meropidae. The transcript has 23 exons. Gene Ontology annotation, molecular function: dynein light chain binding; dynein heavy chain binding. The coding region runs from base 1 to 2922 and encodes 973 amino acids.